GUCGUACAUUAGUGGAGCUCGACUGGAUGAUCUGAAAGCUCUUGCAAACAACACAGUCAAUAUGGAUUUUGCAACCUUCCGGGCACUGAAUCCUGAAGAAGUGAAGAAUCUGACAGCUGAGGACCUGAAAGGCUUGCUUGGAGCUCACCUUCCAGCGCUGAAAACUGGAUUCAAUGACACUGUUGUGAAAGUUUGGGUGAAUUCGCACUUUGAAUCUGAAGUCAGGAAAGUUGGGCUUACGGGAGGAAUUCCAGAUCCUCCUCUAGAAACUGUUUUAUGUGAAGCCAGAAAUAGUUCAGAGGUGAACGAUUUCCUGACGACUCUUAACAGGACCCAACUGUGCAGCAUCGCCAUUGUAGACUAUGCAUGUGCUCGGAUUGACCUGCUGGCAAAUCUCACCAGUUAUGACGUGACUGUACUGUUUGAUUGCUUCACUGGCUCAAAGGCUUUGAAGAUCUCAGAUGAAAAAGCACUGCUUGUGUUUAUCCAAAAGCUUGACAGAACCACACUAAACCAGGCAUUGGACAUGUUUAAUAACAAGACCUCAAACAUAUCGUCAAUUCCUCUGGAAACAAAGACAACGUUCUUUAAUGCCUUGUGGGAGAAUGUGAAGCCCAACAUCACCGGCCCUGCUUUCCUGAGCAAAUGGUUUCAGCAAAGAUUCAGACCAAUCAUUGCAGGCAUUCCUCAAUCAGUCCUGAGUGACCUUCUGGUGAGGAAUGUCACAUGUGAUGGUUACCAAGCAGUUGUAAAAGGACUCAGUAAUGGAUUUGGAGAGAUGACAGCGACAACGAGACAGAGCAUACUGCAAGUCUGGAUCCUUAGUUACCUGAACGGCACAGGUGCUGGAUGUAUCAGCAACACCAAUGGAUCUCGAGACUGGCUGGUGAAGAAUUGGGGACAGUUCAGCAAACUUGCUCAAAUAAGGGAUCUAUCGAACUUGAAUUCAAAUUUCAGUGCAGUGGCAGCAGCAGGCUUGCUGACUGUAUCACAACUUGGAGAAGCUGUGGGGAGAAAUGGUACAUUGGAAAAUGCUUCAGAUGUACGCAAGGUUUUCACAACCAUCACAAAUGGCACCGUGACUGAAUUCAUCGACGUAUUUGCAGCUGCUGCCCACAUGCUGAUUCCUAACCUUUUACAGAACAAUGUGGGGCUGAAAUGA
This is a messenger RNA of Callorhinchus milii (elephant shark), 1162 nucleotides long. RefSeq lists its product as uncharacterized. Bases 62 to 1162 code for a protein of 366 amino acids. The transcript is spliced from 11 exons. NCBI's taxonomy places the organism in Eukaryota, Metazoa, Chordata, Chondrichthyes, Chimaeriformes, Callorhinchidae. The record is from RefSeq and is a predicted model, not a curated record.